Messenger RNA from Boleophthalmus pectinirostris (great blue-spotted mudskipper), 933 nucleotides. RefSeq names its product olfactory receptor 52K1-like. Gene Ontology annotation, molecular function: olfactory receptor activity; G protein-coupled receptor activity. Lineage: Eukaryota; Metazoa; Chordata; Actinopteri; Gobiiformes; Gobiidae. The transcript has a single exon. Gene Ontology annotation, cellular component: membrane. Gene Ontology annotation, biological process: G protein-coupled receptor signaling pathway. Bases 1 to 933 code for a protein of 310 amino acids. The record is from RefSeq and is a predicted model, not a curated record.
AUGGCCAACAUCAGCUCUCACACUGUGUUUGAGCUCAGCUGUUUCCUGGAGUUGGGUCGUCUACGUCCUCUUCUCUUUCUGCCUUUGUCUCUCUUCUACUUCCUGUCUUUGGGGGCUAACUUCCUGUUGAUAUUUGUGAUUCUGCGGCACCACAGUCUGCACUCGCCCAUGUGCCUGCUCAUAGCAGGGAUGGCCUGUGUGGACGGGGCCUUGCCUCUGCUGGUCCUGACUCCCGUCCUGCUCAGCUUCCUGUUGGGCUGGACACAGAUGUCUCUGAGUGCCUGUCUGCUGCAGAUGUUUGCAGCCCACCUCCUGGGGACCUUCCAGUCCACCAUCCUGCUGUGGAUGGCUCUGGACAGGUGCCUGGCGGUGGUGUGCCCAUUGCGGUACAGUGCCCGGUUGUCUGGGAGGGUGUUGUUGGGUGUGGCGGUCCCUCUUGUACUGAGGAACGUGGUUCUGAUCUCCGGGCUGGUGGUGUUGGUGAGCAGGCUGCACUUCUGUGACUCUGUGCUCUUGAACUGUUUCUGUGAGCACAUGGCUGUAGUGAGGCUGGCCUGUGGAGACACGUCUCUGAACUCGGCCCUGGGACUCCUCGUCAUCGGCCUGGUCCCGGUGCUGGACUUCGUCCUCAUCGCCGCAUCCUAUGUGGUUGUCCUGAUGACGGCUCUGAGCGGCCGCGCCGUCACCAAGGCAACAAACACCGUGGUGACGCACAUCAUUGUCAUGUCCAUUUCCUUGACCGUGAUCCUCGUGGCCUUCAUCUCUUAUCGUGUCCAACACAAACUGCCACUCACUGCCCGUCUGCUCUGCAGCGCCCUCUACCUGUUCCUGCCCAGUACCACCAACCCCCUGGCCUUUGGCAUUCGGACUCAGGAGAUACGCAAACAAAUCCUUCAUCUGCUCAGACCUGUGUUCUGUUUUAACUCCAGCUGA